This is a messenger RNA of Bacillus rossius redtenbacheri, 2409 nucleotides long. RefSeq lists its product as uncharacterized. Lineage: Eukaryota; Metazoa; Arthropoda; Insecta; Phasmatodea; Bacillidae. The record is from RefSeq and is a predicted model, not a curated record. The coding region runs from base 1186 to 2352 and encodes 388 amino acids. The transcript is spliced from 3 exons.
AAAAUGUUUCGGUUUUAAUGCAAAUAUGCACUGGAAAGGUGUCACAUGAUUUCGUAGUAUUUUUAAUGUAGCUAUACUAACCCGACCAACCGUCCACAAUAUUUUAAAGUAUUUUUUUUAUAUUGCUUAUGAUUUUAUCCUAUGAAUCGUUACUUACGACAUGAUUCAAAACUACUUCAAAUGAAAUGUAAAAAAAAAAAAUACUUUCUUAAUUCUUAAGUUAUGGCAUUGAUUGGACUAUGAAAGAGAAAAAUUUUGAAAGGGUACUUUACCAGUUUAUUUUCUGCUGUGUCAUUGUACAGAAAAACCUGAAAGGUACCCUUUCCGAUGGGAUACCUUUCCAGUGCAUAUGUGCAUUAAAACCGAAACAUUUUGAGAACUCGGAAAGGGUACUUUUCCAGUUUCUACCCAGCUACACUACCGCUACAAAAAGUGUGAAAGGUACCCUUUCCGAGGGGAUUCAAUUCAGCACCUCCGCCCCCGCCCUCAACAGAGGAGGGACUUGUUGACGCCGCUGUCACACUCACGUGCCACGGAGCGACGCCUCGCUUUCCUUGUCAUGCCGCGCUCUAGGCACUGCCUGCGAUCCUUAUCACCGGCAGCGUGCUAGUCUGCACGUGAGAGAUAUGGUGGCAACAGGCCGUGCAUUAACUUUCUUCGUGGUUCUCACCGUGGACACGGCCUUCGCCUCUCCAGCGAAGUCAUGUCCGAGUACACAGCAGAUGUCUUCAACUUCCACGCUGUUUCCCGACACGGACGACUGCUCUAUCUUCUACAACUGUAGCGAGGAACUCACAGGGUGAAUCUCCCGAGGAUCUGCUUAGAAACAAUGCAGCCUUUAUUUCUUCAGGAAUUGGAAAUACUGGGCAGUUUACCGAUACGACAAAGGCAUCUAUUAAGCAUCACAGAAAAUCUGUUCAGUCGGCCGAUGUAUCUCCAGUGAAACUGGAAGACAAGUUAUCUGACAAAUAUUCAUCAACCUCAGUGUCUAAAGCACCAACACUUUCACUGACAGAACAUGGAUUAGAACCUCUAGCUACAGUUUCAGUAGAUGAUAGAAGGACAUUCAUAGCAGAUAUUCCACACCUGAAGUUGUAUAACAGAACUAUUCAUUCUAGAAUAUCGCCUACUAAUGCAAUAACAACAGAAUAUUCUCCUACAAAAUCUACGACUAUUCAAGCUGUUAUGCACAGAAAAUUAUACAAGCAGUUUCACAGUCACAUGUCAAAUGUAAAUAAUAAAGAAUUGGUUUUUAAGUCACCUACAGAGUCCUAUGUCCUAUCUAAAGCCGAAUAUAUUACAGAAAAUUUACCCGUUACGAGUUCUGAUAAAUUAACCCCAGAAGAUCACACCAAUAUCGCAAAAAAAUCAGGCGUCAGUGCCCAAUCUCAGAAAAUUGUUUCUAAUGCAGUAAAAAUACCAUAUUUUUUAUCAGAAAGUAGUAACUAUAAAGAUAAUGCUCAAGUAAUGAAACCGGAAACUUUUGAAAAUAAUAAUGUCGGCCAAAAUGCUUCACUAGAGUCAAUGAAAACGCCUCACACUACAUCAAUACCGCUUAAAUUAUCAAUAAGAAAGAGUUCACUUGAAACAAAUAAGGUAUUUACUGUACAGAAUCAAAAUUCUGAUCACAAGGAAUCAAAAAUUCCUAGUUUAAGUGAGAGAAACAAUACAUCAUUUUUAGUAACAGAGAAUUCAAAGUUAAGAACGAAGAAUGAAAUACUAUCUUCAACUUAUAUGAAAAUUGAAUAUAAACCCUGGAUGAAAAAUUCAAACACAACAACUAUUAAUUACUUAGAGAGAAUGGUUAGUUUUAUUACCAGAAACUUCAUUAGCCUUCGAAAUCUAUUUUUAUUCGAAAACACAGAUUUAAAACCAUCAACUUCGAAAACAGGUAAUGUUUCUUUAUCUCAUAAUAUUAACCAAAACAACUCCGGUCUUUAUCAAUCCACCAAAGAUAGUUAUCAGCAAGGAGUCUUAAGUGAAGGAAGUACUAAAGCUAAAAAAUUAAGACGGAUGGGUGAAGCAGAACUGGAAAUACCGAACGAAAGUAAAAGUUCUGUAAAAAAUAUGAAAAUAAACACCAUUAAAAAUGCCAGCACACAAAGUGAAGAAUCUGAAGAAGAGUUAUUAUCCUCCAUUGAAGAGAAUAGAAAAAUCUUUAAUAUCAACGAAAAAUUUAAGCAUGGAAUGAAUGUAGGCAAAGUAAGUUCAGCUAGCCAAGAAAUAAAAGAGUCCAGUGAAGACAGCGACUCAAGUGAAGAGAAACAAAAUGAAAGGUCAUCAAGCGAUGAAAGCAAUAGCACCAAUGAUGAAAUUGAAAGUGACGUAAGUGAAAUUGACGAAAGCGACUGAAUUAAACAUUUUUAAAUUAAUAUAAUUUUUCCAUGUGUGAAGUUGAACUCUUUUACU